Aureobasidium namibiae CBS 147.97 is the source of this 2508-nucleotide messenger RNA. RefSeq lists its product as uncharacterized. The transcript is spliced from 2 exons. Bases 1 to 2508 code for a protein of 835 amino acids. Gene Ontology annotation, cellular component: cytoplasm. The record is from RefSeq and is a predicted model, not a curated record. NCBI's taxonomy places the organism in Eukaryota, Fungi, Ascomycota, Dothideomycetes, Dothideales, Saccotheciaceae.
AUGGGAAAUACCAACAGCUCCACCAGGGAGUCGAGGACCACCAGCUCCCGAUCGCGCGCCAACACAGCAAACAAUGGAACUCCCAGCAAUGGCACAGCCGAAAACUCCAUGUACAAUGUGCGUAGUGGCCGCGGCAGCAGACAGAACCUAUCCUUCCUCCAUCUGGGGUCCAGCAGUAGAGGUGACCAAUCACGCACCGAGGAACCUCGCCGCGAAACCAAGCAAGAAAGAGAAGCUCGCAAACGUGAGAAGGAGCGUGCUACUCGAGAAAAUGAACGCGAGCGAAGUAUGAAGGAGGAAGGUGUCGAUGGUGGCUAUCUCGUUACGCUAGGAACAUACGUCGGUCCUGAGGACUUCAACAAGACCGUCGUGCGCCAGCUCAUGAUCGAACGCCGCUUGGCGCCAUUCUGGAAAGGCCUGAACGACCAUUCUGACUCGUGGACCGAGAAUCAGCUUGUAGCUGUAGCACGAGGACUAGCCCUUCCCGCUGCUGACGACCCUCCCCUCCCCGAUCUCGAACAAACCGCCGGCAGCGAUGUCGACUCGCUCACUAUUCCAAUCUCCUCUCGCUCACAAUCCUACCAAUCCGACCAUACCUCGACUCCGCAAAGCGCCACUUUGCCUCGUCCAGGCACCGCAUCUUUGCCCUCAGCCUCGGCAUCCCGAGGUCUCUUCCGUGAUCGUGCAAAAACUCUGGCAUCCUUGGGCACCUCGAACAAGAACAACAAUGCUUCGUCUACUUCGAUUGCCCCUCAGGAGAUUCGUCUGCCGCGAGACCCAAGAGUCAACGGCUCUCCUCUCGAAGCUGUUUUGUAUAAGGAUGCUGCGGAAUGUCCCAUCUGCUUCAUGUACUACCCUCCACACCUCAACAAGACCCGCUGUUGUGAUCAGCCCAUCUGCUCAGAGUGCUUCGUACAAAUCAAGCGUCCUGACCCGCAUCCUCCGGAGCAUCACGAUGAUGAGGGCAAUCCCACAACCGACGAGGAAGGCUUAUUGGUUUCAGAGCCCGCUGCGUGUCCCUUUUGUGUGACGCCUGAAUUUGGUGUCAGCUACCAACCUCCUUCCUUCCGCAGAGGUCUUGUAUACUCCGGCCCUGUCAGCAGUCCGGCUCCAACAAGCGCCCCAUCUCCCGAUGCAUCAACUCUCUCGUUACCUGUGCCGCACGGUAGAAGACGUACGACAUCUUUAUCUGCCUCGGCCCCCACUGUCAUCACUACAGAUCGAGUACGACCUGACUGGGCAAAGAAGCUUGCUGAUGCUAGAGCGCACGCAUUGCGGAGAUCUGCUGCUGCAACUGCUCUUCACAAUGCUGCGUACAUGCUAGGUAAUCAACAGCCAUCGGAUGUACGCUCGUUUGGCGGUCUUGGUCGCCGCCGCCGUACACUUUUGACGGAUACCUCUGCUAGUGCAAGUGGGACUGGCACGCCGAGAGCUGACAAUGGUCAAGUAGGUAGUCUGUCUGAGUUGAUCGCUCACAUAGAAGGUCAAGGAUCAAGCACAGAGCCUCGUCCGUCGGGUAGACGAAGUCGUGCCCAUGAUCUCGAAGAUCUUAUGAUGAUGGAAGCUAUCCGACUAUCUCUAGCUUCCGAAGAAGACCGCAAGAAGAAAGAGGAGAAGGAAAUCAGGAAAGAAACAAAGAGACGCGACAAAGAAGCUGCGAAGGACGCAAAGAAGGCAGAAAAGGUCGCGAAGAAGAACGGAAGUCUUUACAGUGCUAGCUUGAACGGCAGCACAGUUGCUUGGUCUGACAUGACCCGCUCUACGAGUAAUAUUCCACGACCUCAGACAGGUGUCUCGACAGCUUCAUCACCUCCACCAGCUGCUCCUCCAAUCGUCGGCAAAGGCAAGGCACCUGCCACCACAGCCUACGGCUUUAAUCCGCUUACCGAACCUACAUCUACCUUGAAUACAGAGGUUGCUGAGCAGACAGCCGACUCUCAGAGGCAUCUUGAAGAAUCGAGAGCCAAUCUACCGCAGGCAACGCAGCCCAUAUCGUUCCCGGAUGCCCUUCAAAACCGCUCUCACCUUCGCCACAUCUCCAAUGCCUCAUCGGCGGCAUCUUCGAUGCUGGACUCUGCGCCUGGAAGCUAUCAACAACGGACGCCGAACUACCAGAUGUCACCCAACGCCAGUGCGACGGUGCUAGAUGACGGUACUGGUACGCCUGAUACACACUCUGGUACUCCGAGCAAUGAUGUGAACACGGAAUCCAUGUUCAACUUCAAGAGCUUGACCGAAAUGAUACGCAACGACGAUAAGGACCGAGAUGCAGAUCAUGUUGAGUUCUUUGAGCAAAAGCCAGAACAAGAGCGCAAUCCGUCGAUUGCAUCGUCUUCCAAGGGUGAUGCUUCCUCUGGUCUACCUGCAUUGAACGAGGUUGAGAACGAGAUGAGACAUGGAGAUGCUGUUCAAAUGCAUGACGGAACUUCUUCGAAGAUGCAGCAGAGCGAGACAAAACACGCAGGCGAUGUGGAUGUCCUGCACACUUCAGGGACUUCGACCAACUAA